CCUACCAGUCACCCCAUUGGGUGCCAUGAUAUCCCCUAAGGAGAAGAGCAAAGUUCCACCUCCGAAAAACAGUAUGACUCUGUUGCCUUGCUUCUAUUUUGUGGAGCUUCCCAUUGUGGCCUCCUCCAUAGUUUCUUUGUAUUUUUUGGAGCUGACAGACGUAUUCCGGCCAGCUCAGGGUGGAUUCCAGUGUCAUGACCGUUCGCUUUCUAUGCCUUAUGUUGAAACCAAUGAAGAGCUCAUUCCUCUUCUCAUGUUGCUAAGUCUUGCGUUUGCGGCCCCUGCAGCCUCUAUUAUGGUUGGAGAGGGAGUCCUGUAUUGUAUACAGUCCAAACUGAAGGGCCAUGGAAGCUCAGAAGGAAGCAUUAAUGCAGGCGGUUGCAACUUCAACUCCUUCCUACGCAGGACAGUGCGCUUUGUGGGUGUCCAUGUUUUUGGACUGUGCGCCACUGCAUUGGUCACGGAUGUCAUUCAGCUUGCAACAGGUUACCAUGCUCCUUUCUUCCUCACUGUCUGUAAACCUAACUAUACCCACCUUGGUGCUUCAUGUGCUACCAAUCCUUAUAUCACCCAAGACAUCUGCACGGGUAAUGACCAUCAUGCUAUUUUGUCCGCCAGGAAGACGUUUCCUUCUCAACACGCCACUCUUUCAGCAUUUGCAGCGGUCUAUGUGUCUGUAAGUAUCUUGUACAUUGUGGGGACAUCUGAAUACUAUGUAAUAAGAUUAAUUUCUGUAUCAUUGUUCUUCCAGAUGUACUUUAACUCCAUCAUAUCAGACAGUACAAAACUUCUGAAGCCACUUCUGGUUUUUGCCUUUUCCAUUGCUGCUGGUGUAUGUGGCCUAACCCAAAUUACCCAGUAUCGUAGUCACCCUGUGGAUGUAUAUGCAGGGUUUCUUAUUGGUUCGGGAAUAGCUGCCUAUUUGGCUUAUCAUGCUGUGGGUAAUUUCCGGGCAUCCUCAGAGGACACUUCACCAAAAGCCAGUAAGGAUCUUCUCCAUGCUUUAACUCAUCGAGGACAUGAGUCUGUGUACCACCAAAAUAAAUCUUCAAGCACUGAUGAACUUACUCCUCUUCCUAGAACCCAGGCUACCCAGCGUCAGGUUCAACGUGAGAAAAAUUCUCUGGGCAGCCUUAAACGUGCCAGUGUUGAUGUUGAUUUACUAGCCCCCAGAAGUCCAAUGGGAAAAGAAAAUAUGGUAACUUUUAGUAACACUUUACCACGAGUUAGCACACCAUCUAUGGAGGACACUUCUCGCCGCCACAUGACUAUACAUGUGCCUGCUGAAGGUACACGUCCACCAAGAGGCCCAGGAGCUGAAUGGAAGCCAAAGCCUUUGGAAGGGCGUAGCCUUACACUUGGAGAGGAAGUGGCAUUAGCGCAAGCUCAUCGGCGGGCAGCAUCUGAAACUUCAGGUAUUAUUCUUGAUGAGCCAGAUCCUGACAGAGCACCACCAUCACUUUAUCCUACAGUGCAGGCUAGAGCCGCAGGGCCACGUGUCCUUAUCCAACCGAGGCCAGCAGCUCCACCACUUCUUCACAUUCCUGAAGAAAACCAAACUGGUUCACCCAAGGGCAGUUCUGCUAUUAGAGCUAAGUGGAUGAUGAUGGCAGAGAAAGGAGGAGUACCUCGAGCUUCUACAAAUGCACCAAGACUUAUGCAGGUGAUUGCAAUGUCAAAGCAACAACAACAGCAGGUAUCAUCAUUGGUGUCUAGCACACCUAAACAUUCAGAAACCUCUUCAUCUUCUACAACAAGUAGUUCUGAUUCAUCACAAUACCGUUCACCCUCAGAGAGGGAUAGUUCAAGUAUUGUCACAAUUGAUGCCCACGCACCUCACCACCCAGUAGUUCAUCUCUCGUCAGGCAAUGGUCCAUGGGAGUGGAAAGCUGCACAGAAGCCUGGUGAGAUCCAAGAAACAGGUACCUAUGAUAUGAGUAAGGAUUAUCGUGGCUACAGGACACCAAAAGGUGCAGGUGUGUCUCCAGGAUCCUCAAUAAGUGACCUAGAACCUGACUCUGAACCACGUUGCGGUCCAACUGUAAAUGUUGCUGGAGGCGUGCCAACCCCCUUAGUAGCUGAGACUAUUGGCAUUCCUUCAAGCAGAGAAGCUAGUCUAAGAAGGAAACCCCAAGUAGCAGAAAGGGAGGGAAGUGAAGAAGCAGAGGAACCUUUUUAUAAGAAGCUUCAGAACCAGAGGUUCAAGGAAUGAUUACAUCACAAGGGUCUUAAUGAACAAAGGUGUAAAUAUAUUGGCAUGUUAUAUUGACACAGAGGU
This is a messenger RNA of Bufo bufo (common toad), 2278 nucleotides long. It is a transcript of the gene PLPPR3, whose product is annotated as phospholipid phosphatase related 3. Lineage: Eukaryota; Metazoa; Chordata; Amphibia; Anura; Bufonidae. The record is from RefSeq and is a predicted model, not a curated record. Gene Ontology annotation, molecular function: phosphatidate phosphatase activity. Gene Ontology annotation, biological process: phospholipid dephosphorylation; signal transduction; phospholipid metabolic process. The coding region runs from base 26 to 2212 and encodes 728 amino acids. The transcript is spliced from 8 exons.